Lotus japonicus is the source of this 1298-nucleotide messenger RNA. RefSeq names its product peroxidase 25-like. Gene Ontology annotation, biological process: response to oxidative stress; hydrogen peroxide catabolic process. Gene Ontology annotation, cellular component: plant-type cell wall; plasmodesma. The coding region runs from base 107 to 1069 and encodes 320 amino acids. Lineage: Eukaryota; Viridiplantae; Streptophyta; Magnoliopsida; Fabales; Fabaceae. The record is from RefSeq and is a predicted model, not a curated record. The transcript is spliced from 4 exons. Gene Ontology annotation, molecular function: peroxidase activity; heme binding.
CAAAUGCUGCAAGCAAGGGAUAGUUAGAGAGAACUAACUAUCAAAUACCAAGUUCAAAGUUGGCACCAUACUUGUUUCUACUUGUAUUGUUAUUAAUUAGUACAAAAUGAAUGUAAAAUUAUGCUGCCUAAUGAUUUUGGUGAUGGCAUUGGCAGUACAUGCCCAACUAAAAACAGGGUUUUAUUCUAGUUCAUGUCCAAGUGCUGAGACCAUCAUACGGUCCACAGUUGUAUCCUACUUCAACAAAGAUCCUACCAUUGCUCCUGGACUGCUCAGGCUUCAUUUCCAUGAUUGCUUUGUCCAGGGCUGCGAUGGUUCAAUUCUGAUUGCAGGCUCUUCUGCAGAGAGGAAUGCAUUGCCAAACCUUGGCCUAAGAGGUUUUGAAGUGAUUGAUGAUGCAAAAUCUCAAUUAGAGGCCAAAUGUCCUGGUGUUGUUUCAUGUGCUGAUAUCCUAGCAUUGGCAGCACGAGAUGCUGUUGAUUUGAGUGAUGGCCCAAGUUGGCAAGUACCCACAGGAAGAAGAGAUGGGAGGGUUUCCUUAUCAUCUCAAGCCUCCAACAUGCCUUCUCCACUUGAUCCUGUUUCUGUCCAGAGGCAAAAAUUUGCUGCCAAAGGUCUAGAUGAUCAUGACCUUGUCACCUUAGUUGGUGCACACACCAUAGGCCAAACAGAUUGCAGAUUCUUCAGCUACCGAUUAUACAACUUCACCACCUCUGGCAAUGCAGAUCCUUCUAUAAGCCUAGCUUUCUUAUCCCAGCUCCAAGCACUUUGUCCAAAAAAUGGAGAUGGGUUGAGAAAGGUGGCAUUGGAUAAAGGUAGUGCAGCCAAAUUUGAUGUUAGUUUCUUCAAGAAUGUGCGUGAUGGUAAUGGGGUGCUAGAGUCUGAUCAGAGGCUGUGGGAAGAUUCUGCUACUAGAAGUGUGGUCCAAAAUUAUGGUGGCAACAUUAGAGGGUUACUUGGGUUGAGAUUUAAUUUUGAGUUUCCAAAGGCUAUGAUCAAGAUGAGUGGUGUGGAGGUGAAGACUGGGAGUCAUGGUGAGAUUAGAAAAGUGUGCUCAAAAUUUAAUUGACCAUUUGCUGUAGUGAAAAAUAAAAGCAAACGAAAUUUAAUAUAUUGAAGGUGGCGUAGAUAAAAUUAUUUAAAAAUUAAAAAAAGAAACGUCGCCUGAGAGAUUCGAACUCUCGCGGGGAAACCCCAUGUACUUAGCAGGCACACGCCUUAACCACUCGGCCAAAGCGACUUUGAUGCUUAUUCUGCAAAAUUAGCUUAUAAGUAAAGUAAAUAUUUUAAUGACUUUA